GAUGAGAGAAAGGAAAGGUCUUGGAUUCUUCGAAGGGUCCUUGGGCGGCCCCCGAAACCAGCCCAGUGUUUGAUUGAAUUUACGGUUUCUGCCACUCGCCGAAAGAAAAGUUUGUUGGAAGGCAAGGACAGGAGGAAGAAACGAAAAAGGAAGGGACUGGGGAGAGAGAGGAGAGAAGAAGAAAAGUAAAAGUUCGGGGCUUCGCUGAGACAACACCAAAGAAGAAGAAGAAGGGAGCUCGUUCUGGUCGUCAUCAUCAUCAAGCUCGAUCAACUCUGGGUCAGUUCCAGAAGAACACGAAGCAGUUUGCUGGGUUUUGCUGUGUGUUGAGCUGGGAGAAUCCGGAAGAUUUGGACUUUUGAUUGUGGGUCAGAUUUGCAUAGCAGACUGGAGCUUGAGGGGUUCAGAUCGGGAAACGAAACAAGGGUCUCGUAUCGAUUGGGAAUUCCAUGUCUGGGUUCAGCUCAGUGAGCAAAAAGUGACCAUUUGAGGGGGGAGAGAAAUCAGAAAGAUGUGGAUUGGAUAAGUGGAUUUGUUGAGUCAAGAAAUUAUUUUGGUUAGUGAAUCUUGGAUGGAAGAGAUUGGUGCCCAAGUUGCUACCCCGAUUUUCCUCCGUCAAUCACUUUCGUCUCGAUUCUGCGACCCGCCGGCGGCCAUGGCCAAGAAGAAGCGGGAUCUCCCUUACCAGGCCCCGAACUAUCAACACCCGAAUUCGCAGACGCUUUUCGGAAACCCGGGUUCCAACAGCUGGAACCCCAACGUUUGGGACUGGGAUGCAGUGAGGUUUGUAGCCAGGCCACUGGACACCGAGAUGAUGGGCGCUUCGAAUUCAGAGCCCAGGAGGAAGGAGGAAGCUGCCGGAGGAGCUGUGAAGAGCACGGCUGUGGCUGUGGAGGAUGAGGAUGAAAGGCUUCAGCUGAAUCUGGGUGGUGGUUUGGCUUCUGUGGAGGAGCCGGCGGUGUCCAGGCCGAAUAAGAGGGUCCGGUCUGGAUCUCCGGGGAAUAAUGGUGGAAGCUAUCCCAUGUGCCAGGUUGAUGAUUGUAAAGAGGAUCUGUCGACUGCGAAAGACUAUCAUCGCCGGCAUAAAGUCUGUGAGAGUCACUCUAAGUCCACCAAAGCCCUUGUUGCCAAGCAGAUGCAGAGGUUCUGCCAGCAGUGCAGCAGGUUUCACCCCCUUUCAGAGUUCGAUGAGGGGAAGAGAAGUUGCAGAAGGAGACUUGCAGGGCAUAACAGGCGAAGAAGGAAAACCCAGCCUGAGGAUGUUACCUCAAGGCUCACAAUCCCUGGUGAUGGGGAUAACAAAACUAGUGGAAAUUUGGAUAUUGUUAGCUUGCUAGCUGCUAUUACUCGUCCACAAGGGAAAACUGAUGUCAGAAAUACCAACAGCUCGUCAGUACUGGACAGAGAGCAGCUCCUUCAGAUUCUUAGUAAGAUAAACUCUUUGCCGCUGCCAGUAGACCUGGCUGCCAAGUUGCCGAAUCUUGGAAAUUUAAAUUGGAAAGCUUCAGACCUACUUCCUUUAGAUCUUCAAAACAAAUUGAAUGGAAAAACAUCUGUGUCAACCUUGGACUUGAUCACUGUUCUUUCAGCUACUCUAGCAACACCUUCUGACACUCUUGCUAUAUUGUCUCAAAAGAGCAGUCAGAGUAGUGACAGUGAGAAAACUAAGUUAACAUGCUCUGACCAGGAGAGGCCUAAUUUGCAGAAGAGGUCUCCUCAAGAGUUUCAUUCAGCUGGGGGAGAGAGAAGUAGUACUAGCUACCAGUCUCCGGCAGAAGAUUCAGACUGCCAGGUUCAAGAGACUCGAGUCAAAUUACCUUUACAGCUAUUCAGCUCCUCACCCGAGGAUGAUAGCCCACCAAAACUGGCUUCCUCUAGAAAGUAUUUCUCUUCUGACAGUAGUAAUCGCACAGAGGAGAGGUCUCCAUCAUCAUCACCUCCAGUGAUGCAAACACUGUUUCCCAUGAAGAGUAUGGCAGAAACUGUCAAGUCGGAGAAACAGUCAAUAAGCAAAGAGUGUAAUUUGAACUUGGACUAUAGCUUGAAUGGUGGUAGUAACUUGCCUUUUGAUCUCUUUAGAGGGUCAAAUAGAGGUGCUGUGAGCUCCUCUAUUCAAAAUUUUCCACAUCAAGCUGGCUACACAUCUUCUGGUUCUGAUCAUUCACCAUCUAGUUUGAAUUCUGAUCCUCAGGAUCGUACUGGAAGAAUAUUGUUUAAACUAUUCGAUAAGGAUCCCAGUCAGUUACCAGGGACACUGCGGACUCAGGUCUAUAGUUGGCUUUCCAACAGUCCUUCUGAAAUGGAGAGCCACAUACGGCCUGGUUGUGUGGUCCUAUCAGUUUAUGUGUCAAUGCCAUUUGCUGCCUGGGAGCACCUUGAAGAAAACCUGGUCCAGCAUGUGAGUUCUUUGGUUCAAAGUUCAGAUUCUGAUUUUUGGAGAAGUGGAAGGUUUUUAGUAAAUACAGGGAGGCAAUUAGCUUCUCAUAAAGAUGGAAAGAUUCGUCUAUGCAAAGCAUGGAGAUCAUAUAGUUCCCCAGAGUUGAUCUCUGUGUCCCCUUUGGCUGUUGUGGGCGGGCAACAAACCUCUCUUUCAAUAAGGGGUAGAAAUCUGACUAAUCAUGGCACCAAGAUCCAUUGCACGUACAAGGGUGGUUACACAUCAAAGGAAGUUGGAACGACAUAUCAUGGAACCGCUUAUGAUGAAAUAAAUUUGGGGAGCUUUCAAAUUCUUGAUGCAUCUCCCGGUGUUCUAGGUCGCUGUUUCAUAGAGGUGGAGAACGGUUUUAAGGGAAACAGCUUUCCUGUGAUUAUAGCUGAUGCUACUAUCUGUAGAGAAUUGAAUCUCAUCGAGUCUGAGUUUGAUUCGGAGAGAAAGGUUUGUGGUGCAAUUUCAGAAGAUGAAAAUCAUGAUUAUGGGCGGCCCAGGUCAAGGGAGGAAGUUCUGCACUUUCUGAACGAGCUAGGAUGGCUCUUCCAAAGGAAACGGAUCUCUUCCAUGUUUCAAGGGUCCGGCUACUCUCUUAGUCGUUUCAAAUUUUUACUCACAUUCAGUGUUGAGAGAGACUUUUGCACUGUGGUGAAAACACUUUUAGACAUAUUGGUAAAUUUCGAUGGUGAUGGGCUGUCAAGAGAGUCAUUGGGGAUGUUGUCAGAUGUCCAGCUGUUAAACCGGGCUGUAAAGAGGAGGUGCAGGAAGAUGAUUGACUUGCUUAUUAAUUACUCUGUGAUUAGCAGUGACAAGAAAUAUAUUUUCCCUCCAAAUCAUGCUGGACCGGGUGGCCUGACACCGCUUCAUUUGGCUGCUUCUAUGUCAAAUUCAGAGGAUAUGAUUGAUGCUUUGAUGAAUGACCCAGAAGAGAUCGGAUUGAGCUGCUGGAAUUCCCUUUUGGAUGGCAAUGGCCAGUCUCCAUAUGCUUAUGCUAUGAUGAGGAAUAAUUACUCUUACAACAAUCUGGUGGCUCGCAAACUUACUGACAAAAGAAAUAGUCAGGUUACCUUAACAAUUGGAAAUGAGAUAGAGCAAACUCAUAUGGGGAUAGAGCUGGAGCGUAGGAGAAGUAUCCAAUUAAGACAAGGCAGCAGAUCAUGUGCCAAGUGCGCACUUGCAGCAACAAAAUACACCAGGAGGGUUCCUGGUGCUCAAGGCUUGCUUCAGCGUCCAUUCAUUCAUUCUAUGCUCGCUAUAGCUGCUGUUUGUGUAUGUGUCUGCUUGUUCUUGAGAGGUUCCCCGGACAUUGGCUCAGUUGCUCCUUUCAAGUGGGAGAAUUUGGAUUUUGGCACCAUUUAGUCUUAAUAGUAAGAACAAUGGAGUAACGAGCAUGCGAGUUUGGGAUGACAUGCACUUUCCAGAGUAGCUUGCUUCCGGUGAUGUAGUUCUGGAAAAGUAAAAUAAUUUCAGCUAACAACCCAUUAAGGAGAGAGAAACAUGACCUGAGAGCAGGAAAUUCUGGGACAGCAGACGAAUUUGGUGUUCAGAUGCUGCAUGUUUCUUCUAACAAAUAUGAGGUCUGGGUAAUAUUUGGGGUAUGCUUUUCAUUUAGCUCUCAUUUGCGUCUGGAAAUAGGUAAAAUUUUCUGUCUUUUCCUCUUGGAAUGCGGGAAUGCUUCUGCUUUCAAGACCCUCAAUAACAGUUGCUGGAUGAGAUGAAAUGAUCGAGAUUGAAUGAUUGAGAUUGGGCAGAUGGUGAAUGCUCAUGGUAUGCACGCAAAAUUGAAAGGAGAGAUGCUGGAGACUGACACAGAAGGGAGAGAGAGAAGGUGAAAAUAAAAAAGGAAAGAAAAAAGCAGUUAUACCGUAAUUAGAAGUUCCACAUGGUUGAUGGUUAAUAUAUGGUGGGUUUCCCUUACUAGAUUUCUUUAUAACUUAUGGUGAUAAAGUUUCAAGUUAUUUGUGUACUGAUUUUGUCAGUGUAGAGGAUGAUGGAUCAUAGAAAUGACAAUUUCAUGGUAUUAAUUAAGCGUAAGAUAUUUGAUUAAAGUGUUGCCAAGAUAAGAGGCAGGUACAAGGUGGUGUAAGUUUUUGCAUUGUAGAUUUUUUAUAUUUUUUUGGUGUAAAUUAUCAAGAGAUUGAGAUUCUAUA
Molecule: messenger RNA, 4578 nt
Organism: Fragaria vesca subsp. vesca
Lineage: Eukaryota; Viridiplantae; Streptophyta; Magnoliopsida; Rosales; Rosaceae
Product: squamosa promoter-binding-like protein 14-like
Exons: 11
Coding region: 572-3787 (1071 amino acids)
Cellular component (GO): nucleus
Molecular function (GO): DNA binding; protein binding
Source: RefSeq, a predicted model, not a curated record